Molecule: messenger RNA, 2371 nt
Organism: Gloeophyllum trabeum ATCC 11539
Lineage: Eukaryota; Fungi; Basidiomycota; Agaricomycetes; Gloeophyllales; Gloeophyllaceae
Exons: 1
Coding region: 1-2298 (765 amino acids)
Source: RefSeq, a predicted model, not a curated record
AUGGUUGAAGAGAGGAACGACUCCUUCGAGGAGUCCGAGUCGCUUUUUGGCUCGCCUCCCCCGUCUCCUGGGAGGCGCAGUUCACCGGGACUAGCCCUCCCCGGUGCUGCGAGUUCUACAGACAAUGUGGGGACCAUUGCACUUCCUGGGCCUCAUGCAUAUUCUGAACUACCAGUACAUCCACCAGACUCACUUCUGAGUGUUGAUAACCGUGCUGCCCGUCCGGUGCAAGUACCUCCGCCACCGCGCCCGCAGCAACUACAAGCGAUGGAUCCGGACGUGGGUCGACGCUCCACGUCGGCCACUCCUGGUCUUGCUGGAAGGCCGCGAAAACCGUCGGACAAGGGCAAGCAGAAGGAAGUACGGUCUCGCACCGGCACCCCUCGACCAACGCCUCCCCCUAUUCACAUGCCUGACCCCGGUGCGCCUCCGCCACCAAACUUUCUCCGCAAUCAGCAAGCUCUGUUAGGCUUGGCUGGGCUAGUCGGUGGUGUCAAUCCUGCCAAUCUCAACCGGAGCACUGCGGGGUCCGGGUCGAGUUCUAAAAAUCCCAUCAUCGUCGAAGAGGGCCAUGAGCCACCGUCUAUCGCACAGCAUUCCCGUCUGCCUCGUAUCGACCCCUCCCAGCUGCCGACUCCCUCCACUGAUGCGAUCCUUGACACCAUGAUCAAGCAAAAAAAUAUAUUCCCCGUCCUCAGUUCGAUCUUGAAGCUUAUCUCGUCCGCCGCUACACCUGCAGCUCCCUAUUACAAUCCAUACCAGUACAGUUAUGCGCAUUCACCCUCUCCUACCCCUUCUGCCGAAAACGAUGGCCCGCCCCCCGCGAAGCGGAAGAAGGUCACCAAAGUCCCCGCAGGCGCCUCCAACUGGGACGUUCCCUUCCCUCUGGACAAUGACGAGGGGUCUCAGGAGUAUCUAGCGAGGUGGGAGCGUGCGCGAACGAAGCAAUUGGUCGUGCAGCUCGUCAAUCUGAUCAAGAGCGCGGCGCACAAAGCGGCUACGAAGGCGUAUAUGCAGAAGGUGAACCAGGCGCAAAAGGAUCGUUCGCCGGCUCCGCCGUCGUCUGAUCCUAAUGUCAUGGGCCACUACCGACCUGCUACCAUGUUCUACGGAAUGGAGCUUGAAGGACAGGCCCCAGCGGCGGGGUCGGGCGCUGUGGCGGGGGCACCAACGUCGCCGGGGGAGACAGCGGACUUGCAAGCCAUGUUGGCCGAUGUGAGUAAUGGUAACGACGCAGUCAGGAGCACUACCCAGGGGUCGGCGACUGAUCCCUCCUCCACGAGCGACACGAUCUCGUACGACCAGCUCAUCGCUUCAUUACUCUCAGCUGCACCCGCAUCGACCGAUUCGUCCGCUGCAGAAACGAAUACGGUGCCGCUCGAGUCGCUACCGAAUGCGUCGUCCACUGCGGACGAGGGUUCGGUCGAUAUAGAAGGGUGGAUGUCCUUACUUCAGUCCCUGCCAUCCGUGAACAGUGGUGUUGACUCUCAGGGAAGCUCUGAGUGUUCUUCCGCCUCCCAAGGUUCCCAUUACACUAUCAGCAAUGGCGCACAAACUCGACUUUCCAGCACCCCUGUUGCAUCCGUCUCGUCCUCUCAAUCGUCUUCCGACCUGGCCAUUGAUCCGUUCUUGCUCGCUCUAUCUCAAGUGACCCCUAGUCAGCCUCAGGGACUACCCGAUGCGUCACAGCUCCCUGUGCUCUCUCAUUCCCCUGUCGCCUCCGCAAGUUCGGUCGCCGGUCCACCUACUCCUCCAAGCUGGGACGCUGGCACUUUUACUGACUCAAGCGGUCUGACAAAACCUACUGGUACGUUCAUCCCUGGAAAUAUUUUACCCACCUCGGAAGACACUCUAAUGCUCGGCUACCCAGGCGACGAUCCCAUGGCUGCCGCUACCAUGCUUCUACAACUCGCGUCUGAACCGUCCUCUCAGCCGAGCCAGCAAUCUCCUAUUCAGCCUUCGAUGCAAAAUAUCCCAAGUCAUAUACUACAAUCCACAGCCGGCAGUCAAGCCAAUUUAUCAUCCGCUACCCCAAAUACUUGUGGUGUUGUCCCAUAUGCGCCUACGCAUCCCUCCCCCGCCAAUGCUGCUGCACCCGGGCCGUCCUCUCUCCCCGCGCGUCGCGUUGGCCGGCCACCAGUACCUAGCGCGAAGAAAAUAGUCAAGGAGGAUAUCAUCCUUCGGUCGAAGGAACGUCGGAGACAGCUGUUGGCGGAGAUAGAGAGAGCGAAAAUCCAGCUCUGGGAGACAACGCUGGAGCAGGGCGUGCUGACGCAUCUGAUCAAGGACAGUAGCUAGUCUCAAUGUCUGUCUCAUCAUGAGCUGAAUGUAUAUGUGGUAGUCAGUGAAUGCACAGUGGUAUAAGAUUGAC